CACUGCAGACGACUGGAAUGUGUUUUAAAAUGUCUGCUUAAUGACAACAAGUGGUCGAUACGAAGGAAAAUAGUUACAUUUGCCUUGUAAACAUUUGCGUCCUACUGUCCUACUGUCAUUUGUACAUAAAACUUGCGAAAAAUUGCUACAAUGUCGAAAGAAGCUAAUGUUUCCGCUGAGAGUUCAACCAACAAAAUCCAGAGGCAGGAUACUGCAACGUUACCGAACUCGAACAUCAUAAAUAUUUUGCCCUUAAGAUCGGGCUGUGUUUAUACGUCUGGUUAUUGUGAAGAAAAUGUCUGGAAAAUGUGUGAAGAUGUUUCAACAAGGCUUCCUUCAGAAUUGCUGCAUUGCCAUGUAGUAUUUGUGUCCAACAAAGCUCGCACUAUUCCUCUAUGGCGUCAAAGGUCUGGGGAAACUGAAGACAAACUUGUCAUUUAUGAUUACCAUGCAAUGCUUCUGUACAUGCCACCUGCAGAAAGAUGUGUUGUUUAUGAUCUUGACUCAGAGUUGCCAUUUCCGACCCACUUCCACAAAUACGUCACUGAAACUUUCCGAACUGAUCAAGUCCUUGAUCCAGAUUACUUUCGAUACUUUAGAGUCAUCCCUGCAGCACAGUAUGUUCAGAACUUUGCUUCUGACCGCCGCCAUUGGCGAAAAGCAGAUAACUCGUGGUUGAAAACCCCACCUUUGUAUCCUCCAAUCAGCACUGCAGCAUGUAGCCACAACAUGGACCAAUAUGUGGACAUGGAUCAAAGCAAAGGUCCAGGGCAAGUUCUCAAUCUGACUCAGAUUGUGAAGAGGUUUCACCAGCAGACCACAUCUUCAUAGCUGAAGCAAAAGUUUCGCAAAACACAUUUAUUUCCUGUGAGUUCAGCUUUUCCAUUUUAUUACAGAUACAGUAACCAUGCUACACCAAAAGUUUUGUUCAUGAUCGCACAUGUGCCUUCGGAUAAUAUUGCCACUUACUUUAGAAAAAUAUAUGAAGAUGGCAUGUGGUCCAA
Molecule: messenger RNA, 1004 nt
Organism: Thrips palmi
Lineage: Eukaryota; Metazoa; Arthropoda; Insecta; Thysanoptera; Thripidae
Gene: tun
Product: protein N-terminal glutamine amidohydrolase
Exons: 5
Coding region: 151-831 (226 amino acids)
Cellular component (GO): nucleus; cytosol
Molecular function (GO): protein-N-terminal asparagine amidohydrolase activity; protein-N-terminal glutamine amidohydrolase activity
Source: RefSeq, a predicted model, not a curated record